Rangifer tarandus platyrhynchus (Svalbard reindeer) is the source of this 576-nucleotide messenger RNA. Lineage: Eukaryota; Metazoa; Chordata; Mammalia; Artiodactyla; Cervidae. The record is from the annotation of a GenBank genome assembly.
AUGGGGAAGAAAACCAAGCGGACAGCUGACAGCUCUUCCUCAGAAGAUGAGGAGGAGUACGUUGUGGAGAAGGUGCUAGACAGGCGUGUGGUCAAGGGGCAAGUGGAAUAUCUACUGAAGUGGAAAGGCUUUUCCGAGGAGCACAAUACUUGGGAACCUGAGAAAAACUUGGAUUGCCCUGAGCUGAUUUCUGAGUUUAUGAAAAAGUAUAAGAAGAUGAAGGAGGGUGAAAAUAACAAACCCAGGGAGAAGUCAGAAAGUAACAAGAGGAAAUCCAAUUUCUCAAACAGUGCUGAUGAUAUCAAAUCCAAAAAAAAGAGAGAGCAGAGCAAUGAUAUCGCUCGGGGCUUUGAGAGAGGACUGGAACCAGAAAAGAUCAUCGGGGCGACAGAUUCCUGUGGUGACUUAAUGUUCCUAAUGAAAUGGAAAGACACAGAUGAAGCAGACCUGGUUCUUGCAAAAGAAGCCAAUGUUAAAUGUCCACAAAUUGUGAUAGCAUUUUAUGAAGAGAGACUGACGUGGCAUGCAUAUCCUGAGGAUGCAGAAAACAAAGAGAAAGAAACAGCAAAGAGUUAA